AUGGCUGAUACCUGUCUUCAUUCUUACUGUUUGGUCACUGCGUUUUGCGCCUUUGUCGUCACCCAAACUGGAUUUGCUGUGGAACAAACAUCUCGCCAUCAUGACACAUUGUUUUCGGAAGAUCAUCGCAACUCAUUGGUUGAAGAGGCCACCGAAGCUCGAAAGCACCUCGACCCUUUCACGGAUCCUGUACGACAAAACAUUAUCAUCGCCUUCCUUCUCUAUGGCUGCCAUAUUGGUUUAGGAAAUCAACGACAUGCUUAUUACUUCCUCCGCGAGGCUACAACGCUUUAUACUGCCAGUGCGCUUGAGAGCCAAGCCACCUCAGCGCAAGCAGACGACGCUGAUCCCUCCUUGGAAGCCAAAUUAUUUUGGUUAUUAGUAGUUUCAGAAAGACCAAUUACUCUCCAGGUCACACCACAAAGCCCCCAGUUGGAAGAUGAUCCUCAUCCGGAGGCAUCGGCCGUUGGGUUUCGCUGUUUGACCGAUCUCUAUCGCCCAUUUGAUGAAGGGUUUCUGGGUCAUUGGAAUGGCACUCAUACAACGUGCUCGAUCGAAUCCCUUGUUGUCCUCGAGGAACGCAUCCAAAACGCAGUGCCUGCAGAUCUUGAUUUGCCAGAUGUAAUCAUGGCUGAUCUGAGAGUAUCUCAGCAAUGGCUACGAAUUAUGAUAUGGCAAUUAUCUACUAUUGCUGGGUUCUUGUCGACCAAUCCUUCUCAUGAAUGCAUGGAUUUCCGCUACCCGUUGCUUAUUGCUCAAGACCUCUGCCUCGCAACAUGGAAAUUGUCCCGGCAGAGUAUGGAAACUCACGGGAUUGGUCUGAUCGAGAAGAUAUUUGAGGUCGCGUGUACCUUGAUCGACGUGAUGGCAUGCCUGUCGGCGGCUGGGCUUCGUUCGUCGGGAUUCAAGCUUGGCCCACAAGACUAUCUCAAACAUUUCUCUUCUCUCAUUCAUGACUUACCAGGAGGCCGGCGAAGACUUCUUCCUCUUCUGUUUACGAAGAUAGGCCAAACCUUGCCUUCGAUGGUAGAGCCCAUUACCAUUCAUUUAAAUCUUCAACCUCACCCAGUUCUGAGCUCAACAGCCAAUAUCCAAGCUACGUCCAUGAUGCCUGAAAGCGAAACCGCCAUUGAAUCCUCAGAUGCGAUUGUCACUGAUCCUAUCUCGGAUGAUUGGACGUAUGGAAAUUUCAACUAUGCGGAGAUGAGUCGCAUUGGUGAUAAGACACCAGAAAUUGAUGAGGCAUUCCUUCAAUACUCGACUUAUUUUCCUUGA
Molecule: messenger RNA, 1275 nt
Organism: Penicillium arizonense
Lineage: Eukaryota; Fungi; Ascomycota; Eurotiomycetes; Eurotiales; Aspergillaceae
Exons: 3
Coding region: 1-1275 (424 amino acids)
Source: RefSeq, a predicted model, not a curated record